This is a messenger RNA of Ostertagia ostertagi, 318 nucleotides long. NCBI's taxonomy places the organism in Eukaryota, Metazoa, Nematoda, Chromadorea, Rhabditida, Trichostrongylidae. The record is from the annotation of a GenBank genome assembly.
AUGUCAAACGAAACCUCAAGAGGAUUUCUGUGCUCGUUGUCCGAGGGCGGCUCCGAUGCUCUCAUGAUGGCCUCUACAGCAGUGUUCCUUUGUGGUCAACUUGGUGCUCUUUCAGUCGUUCUCAAUCUCUUUGUGAUCUCAGCUCUCGUCAGGAAUCGUCGACGGGUUCUUACCAACGUUUUCUACGUGAUCGUUCUUCACUGUGCCGUACUUGACGUCGCUCGCGGUCUGUGCCUAAUCGUCUACGGACUUCCUUACUUUGCUAAUUCCGUCUACAAAAUCUCACUAUCCAUCUCGACAAAAGUUACGCUGUUCCGA